This is a messenger RNA of Exophiala oligosperma, 1853 nucleotides long. RefSeq lists its product as uncharacterized. Bases 143 to 1171 code for a protein of 342 amino acids. NCBI's taxonomy places the organism in Eukaryota, Fungi, Ascomycota, Eurotiomycetes, Chaetothyriales, Herpotrichiellaceae. The record is from RefSeq and is a predicted model, not a curated record. The transcript has a single exon. Gene Ontology annotation, molecular function: oxidoreductase activity.
CGGACACCUGGUGAAGUGGUCGCCUUAAUCGUCUAUUCAUCAGUUCAUUGACCAAGUUUGGACAGACCUUUUUGAAAGUACUUAAUCACCAAUCAUCCACUUUACAUUGUUAGGAAACCUCUCCUCCUCGAUAUCUCGGGUCAUGCGAUCAUCGCCAGUUUUAAGACGACUCGUUUCACUUCAAUCUCAGAUCCCAUCAUUGUCAUCUUCAACAUCAACAAGGUCGAUAACGAGAAUACCUAAUCAGACUCGCAUCAUGGCUCAUCAACAUCAUCAACAUCAUCAUGCCCACCACCACCACCACCAGGCCCCCGCCGCCGCCACCAAGUUCGACAUCAACACCUCGUACACCAUGAACUCGGGCCACAAGAUCUCGGCGUUGGGGUACGGGGUCUACCACACCCCCGCCGCCGACUGCGAGGCGGUGGUCCUGCACGCCUUCAAGACGGGCUACCGACACGUGGACUCGGCCCGGGCGUACCGCAACGAACAGCCGUGCGCCGACGCGAUCCGGGCGUCGGGUCUGAAGCGGGAGGAGAUCUUCUUCACGAGCAAAGUCCCGCCGAGGGCCAUGGGCUACGAGGAGACCAAGAAAGCCAUCGAGUCGUCCUUCUUCCAGACGGGCCUCGACUACAUCGACCUGUACCUGAUCCACGCCCCCUACGGCGGGAAGGAGGCCCGGUGCGGCUCCUGGAGGGCCCUCGCCGAGGCCCAGAAGCAGGGCAGGAUCCGCUCCAUCGGCGUCUCCAACUACGGCGUCCACCACCUGGACGAGCUCGAGGACUACAUAAAGACCUCCGGCGUCGGGGGCACGAUCGACGUCGGCCAGUGGGAGAUACACCCUUGGUUGCCCCGUAACGACAUCGUCGAGUGGGCCAAGGGACGAAACGUCGUGGUCGAGGCCUACUGUCCCAUCGUCAGAGGGGAGCGUGCCGAGGAACCGGUCCUCAAGUCCCUGUCCAAGAAGCACGGCAAGACGUGGGCACAGGUCCUGUUACGCUGGAGUUUGCAAAAGGGCUACGUGCCGCUGCCGAAGAGCGUCACCCCGACCAGGAUCGAACAGAAUGCCGACAUUUACGACUUCGAGCUGGACCAGGAAGAUAUGGAGAGCCUGGACAUGCCCAAUUCUUAUGCCCCUUGUAGUUGGGAUCCUACUACCAGCCACGAGUAGGGGGGUUGACCUGAUAAUGUACACGAGCGAUUUCCUAGACGGACCUCCAAUAUAAUUAGGCCGUCUCCGGGCACUCGGCUAAGACUCAGCAUUCUAGGCACUCACUGGGCUCCUCACUCUCGGAUCGGACAAAGUACGAGUCCACUGACCUGUCACAUCUGAUGUUAUCCAAGGUGUUCAAAGGCAUAUGUGAAUUCAAGUAAACAUCUUCCGAGACCCAUGAUCUGUCUGAGUCUCUUGGAUCAAGAAAAAAAAGAGACGAAUGAGACUCACGCAAGAUGUUCCGAACCCGUCUAGUCUGUCUACUGUACACAGAGAGAUAGAAAAGUCUACAUGAUCAUCAGAGACAUUCACGAAAAAGACAUCCCAGCCGACAACUGGGCAGGCAAGGAGUCGCAGGGUAUGGGGGAAAAUAAAGUGGCAUUCAUCAUUCAUCCAGACGUGUGUGAUACUGCAUUACCCGAGUCCCAAUGUUCAAUAUCCAUAUGUCCAUAUCUCAUCCCUCACAAUCUCAUAGUCUCCACCACUCGUUCCAUAACACUGGAUCUUUACGAAUCAGUCGAGUCUCUCUCGUCUCCACCUCUUACCACCGUCAAGGCAUCCCCAUCCUCUUUGUCGACCUCUCAUUCAUGCCCCAGGCGCUACUACUCCCAUCGUGAACCGUCGUCCGACGCAUGUCCCG